Molecule: messenger RNA, 264 nt
Organism: Rodentolepis nana
Lineage: Eukaryota; Metazoa; Platyhelminthes; Cestoda; Cyclophyllidea; Hymenolepididae
Source: the annotation of a GenBank genome assembly
AUGGAUCGCAGGCGAAUUCUUAAGGAAGGGUCCAUAUCUUAGAUAUGGUAUGUGGAAAUUGCCGAGUUGGUGAUAAGCGCCGUUGUCGUCUAUUUGGCAGUCAUGAUGCUGACCUUUGCCAUUGUGGUGAGCAAACGAACACGUGGACGCAAACAUCGAAGCAUUCAGGAGGGUUGUCUCAUGGGUGGUCGUAGAACUGCCUCUUUCGUAAGUGCUCCUUAUUUGAUAUUGCAACGACGAGCGAAAUCUGCAAAAUUCCAAUAA